CUUGUUUAGGGUGGAUUGCCCAUCUGGAUUGGCGAUUAGCGACCUAGACCUGUUUCAUGGCCUUGCUGAUCCGGGUUUUUAAACAUUGGCUUCCACUGAUGCCACCCUAGAUGCAUGGUGCAGAUCCCACCUCGUGUAAUUUAUAACAACCACUCGUUUGAGAAAUAUUUUCCCAAAAGGAAUCAACCACUAUUGAGAUCAAUUUCCUGAUGGUCCUUAUCCAAAUCCUAUACCUUGAUUAUCUAUCCUCAGAGGUUUGAGCUCCAGGCCAACUAUACAAAAGAGAACACAAGAAGUAAAGUGGUCCUCAAUGAUCAAAACAUUUUCCAUUGUUUCAGGGUAGAGAGUGUGAGAAAUAACACCGGUGCUUAUGCUGUCACUCCAUGUUUGGGAAUUCAAAUAGAAGUCUAACCCCCACUUCCUCCACUCUUCUACCAGCCAUCCCACUAAUCAGGCUUCAAUGAACCCUGCUGCGAAACCACAAUCAACUAAGCUAAAUCUCUCCUCUUUCCAUCCCACUCAUGGCCUCUUACAUGGCCAUCAACCUAUGUUCACUACUUUGAUUACCGGUCUCCUCUCCUUUCUACUCCUCUUACUCCUCUAUCUCCACCAUUCCAACAAGUCAGGCAGCAAAAUGAAGCGACCACCUGGUCCUUCAGGUCUCCCCAUCAUCGGUAACCUCCACCAACUAGGUUCCUUGCCGCACCGCUCCCUAGCCCACCUUGCCAAGAUCUAUGGACCCUUCAUGCACCUUCAAUUGGGCCGAGUCAGCACUUUGGUAGUCUCCUCUCCAAAGAUGGCCGAGCUGGCCAUGAGGACCCAUGACCAUGCCUUGUGUAGCAGGCCCAUCCGUGCGGCCACCAACCACCUUACCUACAACAGCACAGAUGUGGCCUUUGCACCAUAUGGACCAUAUUGGCGCCACGUAAGGAAGAUUUGCAUCCUGGAGCUCCUCAGCUCAAAGAGGGUCCAGUCGUUCCGGAAUGUGAGAAAAGAGGAAGUGGGGCGCCUCGUCGACUCGAUCUUUGUAUCCUCCAAAGCUAAAGCUCCUGUCAACUUGAGAGAUGUGUUUCAUUUUCUCACUAACAAUGUGGUAUGCAGAGUUGCACUUGGGAAGAGUUAUUGGGAGGACGAGCCGGAGUUGAAGGAGAUAUUGAAUUCUUCCCGGCCAUUGACUAGUGGCUUCUUUGUCGGGGACUUCUUUCCAUCAUUGGAGUGGGUGAAAUAUUUGACAGGGUUUCAAAGGAGGUUGGAGAAAAACUUGAGGCAAAGGGAUUCUUUCCUUGAGAGAGUAAUCGCUGAGCACCUUCUUCCUACUCAUAAGAAGGAGAAGAAGGACUUAGUGGAUGUACUGCUAGAGCUCCAAAAAGAGGGCACCCCUGAUUUCACUCUCUCUAGAGAUAACAUCAAGUCUGUUGUUAUGGACAUGUUUGCAGCUGGGACAGCUACCACUGCGACAGUACUAGAGUGGGGAAUGUCUGAGUUGAUAAAGAACCGAUCAGCAAUGAAAAAAGCCCAAGACGAAGUACGAGGGAUAGCUAAAAGCAAUAACAAAAGCAUGAUAGAAGAGAAAGAAUUGCAACAGCUCCAUUACCUGAAAGUAGUGGUGAAAGAGAUCUUGCGAUUGCACCCUCCAGCUCCAUUGUUGAUUCCUCAUGAAUCGAUCGAGGAUUGCGACAUAGAAGGCUACUUUGUCCCUUCAAAGACCACAGUUUUGGUGAAUGUUUGGGCAAUUGGGAGGCACCCAGACUCGUGGGUAGAUCCAGAAGAGUUUAGACCUGAAAGGUUUAUAGGUAGUAAUAUUGACUACAAGGGCCAAGAUUUUGCGCUGAUACCAUUUGGGGCAGGGCGAAGGGGAUGCCCUGGAAUUUCCUUUGCAAUGGCUAUUUUAGAGCUUGCAUUGGCCAAUCUCUUGCUUUGCUUUGAUUGGGCAAUGCCUGAUGGAAUGAAUAAUGAGGACCUAGACAUGACAGAAGGUUCAGGGCUCUCUGCGCUCAAGAAAACUCCCUUGCUGCUAGUGGCAACUCGACAAGCACUUGAUAGUAACAGUAAUGGCGAUUGGUAACGAUUUUUGUGUUCUUUUCCAACUCUUUAGUAUUGCUAAUUUUCCCUCUGCUCCUGUUUGGUUCUCUGAGAAUGUGACAUGUGGGGAAAUGUGUAUUGAGGAAUGCGUAUCUCCUAGAAUUAGCAUUUCUUAAAAGAUUGGUAUACGUUGUUUGGAUGGUAUCUGGCAUAAACUUGGAAGAUGAAUCUUCAUCGUUUGGAUUGCUUGGCAG
Amborella trichopoda is the source of this 2276-nucleotide messenger RNA. RefSeq names its product cytochrome P450 71AP13. The record is from RefSeq and is a predicted model, not a curated record. NCBI's taxonomy places the organism in Eukaryota, Viridiplantae, Streptophyta, Magnoliopsida, Amborellales, Amborellaceae. Gene Ontology annotation, molecular function: oxidoreductase activity, acting on paired donors, with incorporation or reduction of molecular oxygen; monooxygenase activity; iron ion binding.